This is a messenger RNA of Salvelinus sp. IW2-2015, 11168 nucleotides long. RefSeq names its product ash1 (absent, small, or homeotic)-like (Drosophila) (gene ash1l). The record is from RefSeq and is a predicted model, not a curated record. NCBI's taxonomy places the organism in Eukaryota, Metazoa, Chordata, Actinopteri, Salmoniformes, Salmonidae. Gene Ontology annotation, biological process: regulation of DNA-templated transcription. Gene Ontology annotation, molecular function: chromatin binding; DNA binding; protein binding. Gene Ontology annotation, cellular component: nucleus; nucleoplasm.
CCUCGUGUGACUGAGAAUGCCCGUGUUGAACUGACAGAGACGAUACGGGCUUAGCAGACAUGGAGGCCCGAUUAAUGACCGAGGCCCAUUACAACACGUCUCGGCUCAGCUAACGUUGUCUUGGAGAAGAGUCCAUUCGUGUUUGGAGAUAUCAAGGAUACCAAUUGCUCAGUGGGGCAUAUACUGUGGCGACCAUGUUGAUACCCACGAAGGGGGGAUUUCGAUCCAGAUAAUGUGAAUACAGUUUUUGGACUCCUACGGAGCUUGAAGGACGGAGAAAGAGGGCUGGGCAGCCAGGAAGGGAGAAAAGACACAGAGCAAGGAUUGCUUUUUAGCUUCCCCAAUAUCCCCAUCUCCCUUCACCCCUAUCCCGUCUCUUCCUGGACCGCUGCCUUUUCCUAGAAGCUGUACCUGCUGUCCAAAACAUCCCUCCCUGGUUAGUCACCCCUCACCCCCUAAAUCUCUGAUGGAUCUGAGGACUCAGGGCGGGCCUGCUACUCCACCCCCCCUCCCAAUCACUGCUCCCCAAGGGGAGCGAGAGAAGGAAGGAGGGGGUGGGAAGAAAGACGAGGAGGAGAAGGAGAAAGAGGGGUCGCAGAAAGACUCUUCUUCAGCUGCAGGUGGAGAGGGCUCCGGUGACCAGCAGCAGUCACCCCAGUUUUCUGUCAAAGAGACUAGCCUCCAUGAGGGCAACGUCAAACUCAAGAUUGGCCUGCAGGCCAAACGCAUGAAGAAGCCACCCAAGAUCCUGGAGAACUACGUGUGUCGGCCGGCUUUCAGGGCCACUGUGAGACCCAGCGGGCGCGGCGGUGGCCGCGGGAGCCGCGGAGGAGUCGGAGCAGGCGACGGGGUCAACCAGACCCAGAGCCCAACACAUGGCAGGGAGAGAGAGCAGAGUCUUGGCAAUAAACGACCGACCCCACCGUCUUCAUCUCCCUCUGCUGUUGCUGCCCCCACUCCUCCUCCACCUGUUUCUUCGCCUUCCACCAUUUCACCCAGUCGAGUGAAUGGGAGUACUCCAGCUAAAUGGGGUCCUCCAAAGCUGGCCUGCAAGUCAGACAAGUCGGAGGCAAAGUCGGACGGGAAAUCCGCCAUCUCGACGGAGAGACCCCUGAAUCUUCACCGCCCUUCUGCAGAUGGCAAAACCUACCACGCCUCUGGAAAGAAAAUGCCCAUGCCCCAAACCAAGUGUCUGACCUCCUCGCCCUCCCCUCCUGCGCCCCCAUCACAGGAACCCAGCGUGGAAGGUGUUACCAAUCCUCCUGGGUACAUUUACAGCAGUGAGGGUCUGGAGGAGAAGGACCGGGGCGUUCCUAGUUGGGGUGCUCCUACUGUUACUGAGAAACUAGCGCAACUCAUCGCCACCUGCCCUCCUUCAAAGUCGACCAAGGUGAAACCCCCCAAAACAACUCCCUCUCCCACCACCCACACCACUUCUAACUUUAUGGCCCCCACCCCAAAGCAGCGAGACCGCGCUAUGGUCAACAGGGCCACCUAUUCUAGAGCGGUCCACCUAGCUCCACCCCCUCCUGUCUCGCGCCCUCCUGGCCGCCCCUAUGGCUCCAGGAACAAUAAAGACUGUGUUUCGGAGAAGUCACCCACCCCACCUGGGAAAGAGGAGGCAGAUGGAGCCGGCAAGUCUGGCAGCAGUAACAACAGCAACAGCAGUCGCAGCAGCAGCCCUGUGCUAACCUACGGCAAUAGCCGCCUGGCAACAACUUCAAAGGACAACAACGACAGCAACAGUAAUGGUGCGAAGCCGCCACAGUCCCGUCUCACUCACUGCCCACCACCCCACUCCACCUCCUCCUCUUCCUCCUCCUCACCCUCUUGUUUGUCAUCCUGCUCCUCAUCAGAGAAGAGGACAGGGAGCCUGUCAUGUCGCCAGGGCUCCCAAGCCUCUCAAGGACACCACUCUAGAGACCGAGGAAGUCCAUCCCAGGCAGAGGAGAGGGACAGCAGUGAGAGGGACAGCAGUGAGAGGGACAGCAGUGAGAGGGACAGCAGUGAGAGGGACAGCAGUGAGCGUGACCGGCACGGCCCCAGAGACUUAUCAAAAUGCCCCCCUCCUUCAGCAUCCGGCAAGCAGGAGUCCAAGACUAAAGGGGCUAAUCAGUCACUCAGAGGGGAGAGAGGCAAGAGCUUGAGCCCCAGUAAACGCAGUCCCAACCCCAGUAAACGCAGUCCCAACCCCAGUAAACGCAGUCCCAACCCCAGUAAACGCAGUCCCAACCCCAGUAAACGCAGUCCCAACUCCAGUAAACGCAGUACCAACCCCUGUAAACGCAGUCCCAACAGGGAAAGGGACGGUCGCACCAGCGGGAUCUUCAGUCCUCUGGAGACUGUGAGACGGACUGCCUCGCCGCCAGAGCCAGCCGGUGACUGUUCACCCCCUCCUCUCAGAGACGAGUCCCCUGGAGAAGAGUCACCGGGCUCGCCUCCAGGGCAGGACAACAAACCCCUGAAGAAGCGGCGAGGCAGAAAGCCCCGCUGGACCAGAAUAGUGAACCGGUCACAGAGGGCGGGCCAGGGCAGCCCAGUUGACCAGCGCGAAACCAUUGUGCCUUUAUCCUCAGGCCUUGAUACUCCCCCACCUAUACGCAGGCCUGUAGGACGGCCGCCUAACCCCAAUAAGGUCAAGCUUUCCGCCGUGUCUCAACUCUUUCCACAGCCAGCCAGGAAAAGGGGACGCCCCAAGUCUAAAAUGCCCAGGCUGGACGCCCCCACUCGGGGACGUCCCCCUCACAAACUGGUCCCAUCCAAGGUCUUUUCUUUACACAAGUCGAAAGAGGAGCAGGACCCCCCUGUUCUCCACCCGGAGGUGGAUCUAAAUCCUCCCAAACCUAUGCCGAGGAAGCGGGGGCGACCCAAACGCCUGCCCCCCACCUUGCCACAGGAGGGUCAGCCCCCCACUCUGGCACCGGAAGGGGGGGAUGGGAAACAGUUCCGGACCAAGGGCAACGGGCAGCUCAUCAUGAAAACCAUCAUAGGCAAGAUCAAUAAGAUGAAGAGUGUGAAACGCAAACGGUUCCUCAGCCAGAUCCUAUUGGGACCAGGGUCUAGACCAGAGCAGGAGCCCCCCAGAGGAACUGCCAGUGGGGUGGUGGGCCAGGUAGCAGCUGCAACCCAGUCUCUAUCCUCCUUGGCUGCUUCUUUCGGUGGCAAACUGGGACCCCAGAUCAACGUAAGCAAAAAGGGGACAAUAUACAUGGGGAAAAGGAGAGGGCGCAAACCUAAAGCAUCAACAAACCCCUCAUUGGCAGCUUCAACACCACCCCCGGAGGGGCCUUUCCUGUCCCCAAACACCACAUCGCCCAUCCACCACCAUCAGUCCCAGUCUCAGCAGCAGCAGCACCAUCUCCCCACUGCUGAGGUGUUCCCCUCCCCCUCGCUCUCCCUAUCCAGUGGAGGCCAGAGCCCCAUCAGUGAUGCCUGCUUUGUGGAGCCAGGGGCAGUGCACUUCCUGACACACCCACACUUCCACUCCCACCACGUCCACCACUCGUUCCCCUUCCCACCCCCGACGUUCUCAGCCCCCUCCCCUCGCACUCUGGGCUCCUCGGCUGCCGUGGCCUCCCAGAAGAAGUCGUGCCGUGGCUACCAUCACCACCACCACCAUUACAGGCAGCACUACCACUACCGUAAGCUAUCCCCUCCCAGGCCUCUCCACCCCACAUCCCCUGCACCUCUGAGUGAACUGAAGGAAGCCACCCCCUCGCCUGUCAGUGAGUCUCAUAGCGAGGAGACUGUACCCAGCGACAGCGGCAUAGGAACAGACAACAACAGCACUUCUGACCGGGGAGAGAAGGCCUGCGGCGUGGGGAUGCCACCUGGGAUGGCCAGUGGGCUGCUAAUGCCAGGGGUGAUGGGCUCAGCUGUGGGGGUAGGAGUUGGGCUGAACCCUCACGGUGGACUAAGACACUCGUCCUCAGUGCUACUGGAGCACCCCUCUCCGUCACCGCUGGGGGUGAGGUCCUCACCCGACCCCUGCAGGCCCCACCCGGCAGCCCCUCCCUCCGCACUAGUGGGCCACAAAGAGAAACACAAGCACAAAUGCAAGCGCCGGAGCCACGGCUGUCCGGGCUACGACAAGCUAAAGAGGCAGAAGCGCAAACGCAAGAAGAAGUACCUGCAGCUGCGCUCCCGGCGCCAGGACCCCGACUUCUUGGCCGAGCUGGAUGAGAUUGUGGUGAGGCUGAGUGAGAUACGGAUAGCGCACCGCACCCCCGCUCACAGACUGGGCAGUGGGCUGGGGAUGCCCCCGGGAGCUGCAGGGGCGAGCAGAGUACCAGGGUCGGGUGGCAGGGCCGCUGGGACCAUGGGAGGCGAUGGUGGCCCCCCUCCGCAUCAUUACCUGCACAGAGACCUGCUCCCCACAAUCUUCAGGAUCAACUUCAGCGGCUACUACUCCCCCCACCCCUCGUACCCCUGUGACUCUCUGCACUACGUCCGCAAGCCAGACCUGAAGAAGAAACGCGGGCGCCCUCCCAAGCUGCGGGAGUCAUUGUCAGACGUACCCUUUGUUCACGGGCUGGGGUUCCCGCUAUCUAGCGGUGGGUUCUACCACCCAUCCUACAGUGUUCCCUACUCCUCUGGUCCCCUUGGUCUGGGCUACUACAGAGGAUACCCCCCAGCCAGYGCCCUGUACCCCCAUCACCAGAACYCCCWYUCUGCYCCRUCCCACCACUCCCAUCAYUCCCCCUCCUUCCMCCCRCCACCUCCCCCKUCCUACGUGCACCACCACCACCCGUCACACCUCCUGCUCAACCCCUCCAAAUUUCACAAAAAGAAACACAAGCUGCUGAGGCAGGAGUUCCUGGGUGGGGGCCGGUCUCCCGUGCUCUACCCUACUAUGUCCUCAGAGCUGUCGUUUGGCUGGCAUCACAAACACAAACACAGACACAAACACAGAGAGCGCUGUGCCGAGGAGGAUGGGGAAGAGGGAGGAGGGGGGAGCCGAGGCGGAGUGGGAAUGACCGAGAGCCCGGGAUCGGGAAGAGGAGAACGCGGAGCCAGCGGCGCUGGAAUGGCCGAAUCUCUGCAGCGCUGCCGCUUUGGAAGAGACUCCACCCCUACUACCACCAGUGCCAACAACCAGGCCACGGCCAACUCCCCUUCCUCGUCCUCCUCUUCCUCAGCCGAGAGGUACAAGCGCAAGGAGACAUCCCUGUCCUGCCUGGGGCCCUCUCGCCUGACCCAGGGCAGUGCCGGGCCCCGGGGCCACCACCCUGUAGAGUCCUGGUUCAGGAUGGGAAGCUCUGAGGCAGACUAUGCUAAGCUCUCCCGGAUCCCUGCGGGGGCCGACCAGGGUCCGUUCACAGAAGGCCAGGGAGAAGACCCGGCGGGCUGCUCAGACAGUGAGGAGGAGGAAGAGGAGCCCCUCACGCCCACAGAUGAGAUGGACCCCAACUCCCAGGACCCCCCACACCACACCAACCUGUUCGCCACCGCCCUGACCAGCACAUCGCUGAGGGGAGUCGGAGUCAGGAAGGGAGUGGCAGCAGAGAGUGCGAACUUCUCCCGGAUGGAGCUGAUGCUGAAAAAGGACCACUCCACGUCAGCAGAGAGGAGAGAGUUGGGCAAUACAUCAGGUGUCCAGACCCGAGGCGACCACUCUGCCCCUGAGGACCACCUCAUGCAGCAGCAGCACCACAACCACCACCCUCUGUUCCACUCCCUUUCUUCCUCCUCCGCCUGCCCCUCCCACUGCGGCCACGACUCACCCUCCCAGGGCUGCUGCCUGGACAAUGAUGCCUCCCUGCAGCACCACUCCCACCGGGCCCAGCCCUCCAAACACAGCCUGCACCACGUCAACAAGAUCCUCCGCGCCAAGAAGCUCCAGAGACAGGCGAGGACAGGCAACAACGUGGUCAAGAAGAGGGGCCCCGGGCGCCCCAGGAAGCAUCCCCUGCCCUCCCCGCCCCCAUCGCCGCCCCCUCUGGCUGAAGUGACCCAGACCAGGCACCGGGACCGAGGAGGAGGGUCAGGGGGAGGAGCGUGUAAAGAGGACACGGUGACAGACGCGAUCGAGUCGGUGGUCCAGGGCCAGCGCAGGAAAGGCCAGAAGAGGAAGCACUGGGAGAGAGAUGGGGAUGAGGAUGAAGAGGAGGAAGGGGGGGGUGAGGAGGUAGGGGAGGGCGAGAAGGUGGAGGAACGAGCGCUGGACAGGGAGGUGAACCUGGGAGGCCUGGGGAUGAGGUCCAGAGCCGGGGGAGGAAGAGGCUGGCUCACCCAAGAGGAGCUGCAGCGCUUUCGCAGUGCUCUGGAGGGGAAACCAGAUGGCCCCUCCUCCCCGGAACCUCCGGGCACCGUCUCCAUGGAACAAGCUCCACCCAUGCCUAUAACCAGCCUACGGGAGAAGAGGGCAGCCAGGCCUCCAAAGAAAAAGUACCAAAAAGCGGGGCUCUACUCUGAUGUGUACAAGACUGCGGAUCCUCGCAGUCAGAUCCUGCAACUGAAGAAAGAGAAACUGGAGUACACACCUGGGGAACAUGAGUACGGGCUUUUUCCUGCCCCCAUCCAUGUCGGAAAGUACCUAAGACAGAAGCGCAUUGAUUUCCAGUUGCCUUACGACAUCUUGUGGCUGUGGAAACAUGACCAGCUCUACGAGAAGCCUGACGUCCCCCUUUAUAAAAAGAUCAGAUCAAACGUCUAUGUGGAUGUGAAGCCUGUUUCGGGUUAUGAAGCCACCACCUGUAACUGCAGGCCUUCCGGGGAAGCCGUAGACAGAGGCUGCCUAGACGAAUGCCUCAACAGGAUGAGCUUUGCCGAGUGCUCCCCCGGCACCUGUCCCUGCGGGGAGCAGUGUGACAACCAGCACAUCCAGAGGCAUGAGUGGGUGCAGUGCCUGGAGCGCUUCCGUGCCGAGGGCAAGGGUUGGGGCAUUCGCACCAAGGAGCCCCUCCGCUCAAGCCAGUUCAUCAUCGAGUACCUGGGAGAGGUCGUCAGCGAGCACGAGUUCAGAAGUCGCAUGAUGGAGCAGUACUUUGCCCACAGCGGCCAAUACUGUCUGAACCUGGACAGCGGCAUGGUGAUCGACAGCUACCGGAUGGGCAACGAGGCCCGCUUCAUCAACCACAGCUGUGAACCCAACUGUGAGAUGCAGAAGUGGUCGGUGAAUGGGGUGUACAGGAUCGGCCUCUUCGCCCUCAGGGAGAGCAGCGGCACGGAGCUCACCUACGACUACAACUUCCACUCCUUCAACACCGAAGAGCAGCAAGUGUGUAAGUGUGGCUCUGAGGGCUGCCGGGGUAUCAUUGGAGGGAAGAGUCAGCGAAUCAACGGGAUGCCUGGGAAGACGGGCGGGGCACGGCGGCUGGGUCGACUCAAGGAGAAACGCAAGUCCAAGCACCAGCUGAAAAAACGAGAGGAGGAAUCAAGUGACAGCAGCAAGUUUUAUCCCCACCUUCUCAUGAAACCCAUGUCCAAUAGAGAGAGAAACUUUGUGCUGAAACACCGGGUGUUCCUGCUCAGGAACUGGGAGAAGAUGAGGGAGAAGCAGGAGCUGUUAAAGAGGGAAGGCGAGAGGGAGGCCAGUGGCGGCCUGUCCAUCUACACACGCUGGGGAGGAGUCAUCCGCGAYGAUGGAAACAUCAAGUCAGACGUGUUCCUGACACAGUUCUCGGCGCUGCAGACGUCCCGGUCGGUGCGCACGCGGAGGCUGGCGGCAGCCGAGGAGAACACGGAGGUCACCCGCACCGCCCGCCUGGCACACAUCUUCAAAGAGAUCUGUGACAUGAUCACCAGCUACAAGGACUCAGCUGGUCAGACCCUUGCUGCUCCGCUGGUCAACCUACCUUCAAGAAAGCGGAACACGCAGUAUUAUGAGAAGGUGUCAGACCCGCUGGACCUGAGCACCAUUGAGAAGCAGAUCACCACAGGGCACUACAAGACUGUGGAGGCCUUUGACACCGACAUGCUCAAAGUGUUCCGCAAUGCAGAGAAAUACUACGGGCGGAAGUCRUCGGUUGGGAGGGAUGUGUGCCGGCUGAGGAAGGCCUACUAYGGAGCUCGCCACGAGGCUGCCGUUCAGAUCGACGAGAUCGUUGGGGAGACAGCCAGCGAAGCGGACAGCUCGGAUUCGCUGGAGCGAGACCACGCCCAUCACCACCACGGAGGGGGCUGGCCGGGCACCCACGAUAAAGACGAUGACAUAAUCCGCUGCAUCUGCGGCAUGUACAAAGAUGAGGGCCUGAUGAUCCAGUGUGAGAAGUGCAUGGUGUGGCAGCACUUUGACUGCAUGCGGCUUGAGGCGGAGGUGGAACACUACCUGUGUGAUCAGUGCGACCCCCGACCUGUGGACAGGGAGGUGCCAAUGCUGCCCCAGCCCAGCUACGCCCAGUCUGGCUCUAUCUACCACAUCUGUUUACUGCGAGACGAAUUGCUGCUGCACCAAGGUGAUUGUGUGUACCUGAUGAGGGACAGCAGACGCACCCCAGAGGGCCAGCCAGUCAGGCAGUCCUACCGCCUCCUGUCCCAUGUCAACAGGGACAAGCUGGACAUCUUCCGCAUUGAGAAACUCUGGAAGAGCGAAAAGGGUGAGAGGUUUGCCUUUGGCCACCAUUACUUCAGGCCCCACGAGACACACCACUCGCCCUCGCGCCGCUUCUACCACAACGAGUUGUUCCGCGUGCCGCUCUACGAGAUCAUCCCACUGGAGGCCGUGGUUGGGACCUGCUGUGUCCUCGACCUCUACACUUACUGCAAGGGACGGCCGAAGGGAGUGAAGGAGCAGGACGUGUACAUCUGCGACUACCGCCUGGACAAGUCAGCGCACCUCUUCUACAAGAUCCACCGCAACCGCUUCCCCGUGUGCACUAAGCCCUACGCCUUCAACCACUUCCCAAAGAGGCUGGCCCCCAAGAGAGACUUCUCGCCACACUACGUUCCCGACAACUACAAGAGGAACGGGGGGCGUUCGGCCUGGAAGAGCGAGCGGCCCAAAGGAGCCUGUGAGGACGAUGCUUCCCCGUGUGACCAGGUUGACAACUUCUGUCCGGAGAGUGAAAACGGAAGAGGGGUGGAGGGGGACAUGGAUGCUGCCCAAGAAGAAACCACACUCCCUGCGGCUGCCCAACCCCCGCAACCAGUUGGGCCAGGGGAGGGAGAAGAAGAGGAAGGGGGGCAGGAGGUAGAGGAGCAUAGGGAGCUGGAGGAAGGUGCAGCAGAGAUAGGAGUUGACAUGCUGGAACUCCUCCCCUCCAUGUCUUCCUCACCCCUCCAUCACUCUGGACUUGGCAGGAGGGAGGCGCAAAGGGAUCGGCUAAACAAGAUUCUGCUGGAUCUGCUACACAGAACACCCAAUAAGAAUGCCAUAGAUGUCACUUAUCUUCUAGAGGAGGGGUCAGGGCGGCGAUUACGUAGAAGAACGCUUGGAUUCGGAGACUUUGUGGGUAGAAAAUGAUGUUGCCACUUACCUGGCAAGCACAAUCCCCUUUCAUUCACUUGGGAGGGUGAAAUGGAAAACAUGGUAAGGGAAGAUGACAUUUGCAAAGAGAAAGUGACCACAAAGGGCAAGGGUUGGUACCCUUCCCGGGCGUGUCCCCUCUUCCCCAACCUGUCAUCAAGUGAUGAGACAACCCAACGGUUUGAAGCAGUGCACUCGGCAGUCGUGGCCAUUGGUAGCGGUUUUGUUGGGGACGCAAGGACUUCUCAGGAGGGUGGACCCAGACUUAUUGAAGUACGAUGCAAAUGCAUUUUUUUUUUUACAUAGGAAAAAGUACCCCAUGCACUUAAAAAAGUGCAUUGAACAAAUAUUAAUCAAAGACAGCCCUGGUUACUCAGGGCGAAGAGAUUAUUAUAUAGGCUUCACAUUAUCCAUACACAUGGCUCAUCAGUGCAACCUUGAGUCAAUUAUUUUUUGUGAGCAAAAGAAAGGAACAUGUGGUACUGAACAUGGCUGUGGCAUAGUCAUAGACUCAAAUAUACUUUUUUUUUUUUUUACGACAUCAAAUGGGAAUGAGGAGGCUGGAGACCUGCGCCACCAGUGGGACUAAGUGGUAAUGAAACUAAACCUAAAUGUACCAGGAUAAGAGGCAUAGGAGUGACAUAGGAGGCUAUGCAGUGGACUGUAUGAGCAACUUGUAAACACACACUGCUGCUGAUGAACUAGGAGAAGCUGCAGGAACGAGGUUGGUCAACUGCACUUUGGUACCAUGGAUAUUGUUGGCUCUCUAAUGUAUCAACGAGACACACUAACACUCACAUGUUAUUGGGUGAUGCAGUCUGAAAAGCAAGUUAAUAAUAAGUAUUUCUUUUUCUUUCAUACUGUAGUAAUUCAUUAGGAACAGAGAAGGAAGGACGGGAUUGUGUUUGUAAAGAAUAGCUGGUGGUCUUUGGAGAGAUAGAAUGUGCGCUUUUGGUCAGUCAAGUGUCUUGUUCAGUUUGUGAGGCAGUCCGCUUCGCCCCUCUUUCUGAAGUACCUGAUUCACCAGCUUAAUGAAGUCAGGCGGCGGGAACACUGACUCUUACUGUAACGCCUUAGAACGCCGUGGUCCCUGACUGCCUUGCGUGAGUGUAUGCACAUUUGUGUGUCUAAUCUGCCAGAAUUCUUGAAGAAAAAAAAUUAUGAAAAAAUUAAGGGCUUGAUGGCAAUUAACAUUUUAUGGGAAAUUAUGGAAACCAUAGGUAACGUAAAAUGUAUUGUGACGGUCAUAUUUUCUUAUAUUCUGUGAAAAGGGGUAUCUGUUGGGAAGGGAUUCUAGCUGUAAAUGUUUUCUUCAAAUGUGUUUCUGGUUGCCAUGGAGAAUAUUUUAAAUCAUUUGUGAGAUUUGAUGAGAUUUAUUUUUUCCAAAUGCUUCUGUUUAAAAUGAGACUUAGAUCGAGAUGUCCCAUCAAGAUGGACUGGCAUAGAGAUGGAGAGAGUAAGAAAACAGACGGAGAGAGGACAGAAAGUUGUACAGUGCCAAGUUAUGUAUAUACAGACUGGGAUAAUGUGAGAAGUGUCUCCAAAAGCAAUAUCUUGAUAAUGGAUUUCGUGUAUUGUACAGGACUCAGCCCCAUAUGUAUUAUAAUUAUUAUUUCUGCCAUUUGUAUUACUAUAAUCAAGACACUUAAGCUUGGGAGAGAAGGUGUUUUUGUCCAKUAAAACGUACAACUGUCCUAAUUGAAUGACAUGAACUUAAACAGAGUUUUUGUUGCCUAAAAGUUAUACUGAACAAAAAUAUAAA